Populus trichocarpa (black cottonwood) is the source of this 1020-nucleotide messenger RNA. RefSeq names its product thioredoxin domain-containing protein 9 homolog. The record is from RefSeq and is a predicted model, not a curated record. Bases 150 to 788 code for a protein of 212 amino acids. Gene Ontology annotation, cellular component: cytoplasm. Gene Ontology annotation, biological process: microtubule cytoskeleton organization. NCBI's taxonomy places the organism in Eukaryota, Viridiplantae, Streptophyta, Magnoliopsida, Malpighiales, Salicaceae. The transcript is spliced from 3 exons.
CCUCACAAAAUCAAAACGGCAUCGCUUGCACGCAUUUAGCCUUUCUCCAUCACCUUGGGAUUAAAAAUCUCCUCUCUCUGCUUUUCAAUUUCAAGUUUUCCAUUUUUUAAAUUUGUCCAAGCGCGAGAGAGAGCUUCCGAUAUCCAACAAUGGCAAACCCUAACCUCCAAGAUAUUAUAGAGAAGCAAGUGCUUACUGUAGCCAAGGCAGUGGAAGACAAGAUCGAUGAAGAGAUCGCAGCCUUAGACCGUCUCGAUCUCGACGAUAUAGAAGCAUUGAGAGAGAGACGGUUACAACAGAUGAAGAAAAUGGCGGAGAAGCGUAGUCGUUGGAUCUCUUUAGGUCAUGGUGAGUACACGGAGAUUCCAUCAGAGAAGGAUUUCUUCUCUGUUGUUAAAGCUAGUGAUCGUGUCGUUUGCCAUUUCUAUCGUGAUAAUUGGCCUUGCAAGGUGAUGGACAAGCACAUGAGCAUACUGGCGAAGCAACAUAUAGAGACACGUUUUGUGAAGAUCCAUGCUGAGAAAAGUCCAUUUUUGGCUGAAAAACUCAAGAUUGUUGUUCUUCCAACUCUUGCACUUAUAAAGAAUACCAAAGUGGAUGAUUAUGUGGUGGGAUUUGAUGAGCUGGGAGGGACAGAUGAGUUUAACACAGAGGAUUUGGAGGAGAGAUUGGCUAAAGCUCAAGUGAUCUUUUUUGAGGGUGAAUCGUCUCAAAAUUCAUCGAAAUCCAGUGCACAAACCAGGAGUGUGCGACAAAGUGAGAGCCAUGACUCUUCAGAUUCAGAUUAAAUCAUAGUAAUCUCCUUUUGGGUUACAAGGUGACUCCAGUCCUUGUCUAGUAGAGUAUGCCUGUCACAAUCUGCCAAUUUAGCUACAUCUCAUAGGCUACGCUACAAUCGCUCUAUUGUUUGGUUUUGUAGAAAGCAGAUUGGGGCUUUAUGUUGUACAAGUCCUUGAGUUUCAGCUCAUCCUAUUCUCGUGUUUGAUAUAAAGCUUAAAUCGAUUAUUCCAUAUUUUGAAA